AUGUUGUAUCUGAACGAUUUUCAGGAUAUGAAGAACAAGAUUCUUGCUAAUGCCAUCAAGGCAUUUAACCCCUUGAGACUAAGAGUUGGAGGGUCAUUGGAAGAUCAGACGGUUUAUAAAGUUGGAUUGGUCACCAAAUGUCCGCACUUCAAAAACAACAUGAAUGUCAGACGUUUUGGAUUUUCCAACGGUUGCAUCACCAUGGAAAGAUGGGAUCAGCUCAACCAAUUCUUCAACGAAACUGGGGCUAAAGUGACAUUCGUUUUGAAUGCUCUUCGUGAAAAUAAAUCAGAAAAUAAGAACAGCACGCUUUGGGUAGGUAACUGGAACAAACUAAAUGCCCAGGAAUUCAUGAAGUACACCAUCUCCAAAGGUUACAAGAUUGAUUCGUAUGAACUUGGAAAUGAACUAUCUGCAUCUGGGGUUUUUGCAAGGGUUAAUGCUGGACAAUAUGGAAAAGACACGAUUAUUCUUAGCAAUCUUGUGAAAAAGUUGUAUGCCAAUUUUUCCGAUCAGCCAAAGAUUUUGGGUCCUGGUGGCUUCUACGAUAAGGAAUGGUUCAAUAAAUUCCUUCGGGUUUCAGGACCAGGAAUUGUUGAUGGUCUAACCCACCAUAUCUAUAAUCUUGGUGCAGGCAAUGAUCCAAAACUUAUAAGCAGAGUUCAAGACCCCUUUUACCUGGACAAAAUAGCACAAACAUUCAAAAGUAUUUCGGAAUCAAUUAAGCAAUAUGGGCCAUGGACUGGUGCAUGGGUUGGAGAAUCUGGGGGUGCUUACCAUAGCGGUGGCACGAAUGUUUCUAAUACUUUUGCUGACGGUUUUUGGUAUUUGGAUCAGCUGGGCAUGGCCUCCACUUUUGAUCAUAAAGUCUACUGCAGACAAGUUUUGAUCGGAGGAAACUAUGGUCUUCUUAAUACAACCACAUUUGCCCAUAACCCUGAUUACUAUGGAGCGCUGUUGUGGCAUCGCCUCAUGGGAAGUAGAGUUCUUCAUGAUGCAUCUCCUUAUUUGCAUUCAUACGCGCAUUGUUCCAAAGAUUCUGAAAGAGGUGACAUAACGGUGCUUCUGAUAAAUAUGUCAAACUCUACCACUUUUGUAGUGAAUACUGUGAAUGAUCUGAAUCUUUUCCCAAGUGAUCAUACCGAGCUCCCACCAAGAGAAGAGUACCAUCUGACACCAGAAGGCAGAACAUUCAAAGCCAAGUAG
This is a messenger RNA of Daucus carota subsp. sativus, 1206 nucleotides long. RefSeq names its product heparanase-like protein 1. Gene Ontology annotation, cellular component: plant-type cell wall; membrane. The record is from RefSeq and is a predicted model, not a curated record. Gene Ontology annotation, molecular function: beta-glucuronidase activity. The transcript is spliced from 7 exons. NCBI's taxonomy places the organism in Eukaryota, Viridiplantae, Streptophyta, Magnoliopsida, Apiales, Apiaceae. Bases 1 to 1206 code for a protein of 401 amino acids.